GUAAAUAAGUAAAUAUAUGUGAAUAUGGCGCUAUAUCCAAGCACUCGAAUUUCUCUCAAGUUCAAUGAUAUCGAUAAUUAUCAAUGUUGGUUUCUCGUGGAUCAUCAGAAAAUGCCUUGUGUGAAUCACUUACAACAACAGAUAAAUAGCAGGUUUUAUAAUAACGUUAAAGGGAAAAUUAUUCUCACGUUAAAAGGAAGUUUAAUACCGCCAUGGGAAUCGUCUUUAAUUCUUCGUGAUGAUGAUCAGAUAGUUGUUCAAAAGGAAGAUGGUAAUACUGAAGUAAAAUGUUUUGCGAAAAAAAAGGGAAAGAAGAAAUUAAACACUUCAUUGAAAAAUGAUUCUGUCAUUGAAAUUGAUACAAAAGCAAAUGACAUCAUAUUUAUUUCUGAAAACAAGGGUAACCUUUUGGACAAUUCCAAGAAAGAAUAUUCUACGAAAAAGAAAGAUAAAACAAAGAAAAGAAAAUAUUUAGAUGUAAAAGAAAAGCAAGAAGAAGAAUAUUUGGAAGAAACAGAAAAAAUUGAAGAACUUUCUGAAAAAAGAGAAAAGAAAAAGAAGAAAGAAUGUGCAAAGAAAAAGGAAAAGGUUAAAGCACAUUUAAGGGAAAAGGAAAAGGAACAUGUAGAAAAGAAAGAACAUACAAUGAAAAGGAGAAGGAAGGAAAUAGAGGUGUAUGAGGAAGAGUCACCAUUGUUGAGUGUUGAAUCCAAAAAGAAGAAAAAGAGAAAAUCUGAAGCAUGUGAUUAUGUACCUGUUGUAAAACUGGAUUUUGAGAAUAGUCCCGAAGAAUUAGUUGAAAGAGACCAGAAAAGACACGGGAAAAAAAUUCAAAAGCUUCAUGAAUUAUGUAAAAAUCAAAGUACUGACUGUGAUCAACAUAAAGAAAUUGUCAUUGAUGAUGAUGACGAUGAGGAGGAGGAGGAGGGAGCAGAGGAGUAUAAUAAUAAUAUCAAAGGCAAUAAUUCUGACUUAAACAAAGAAAUUAUUAUUGAUGAUGAUGAUGAGGAGGAAGAGGAGGACAAGCCAAAUAUUAGUAGUGACAACAGAGAUCUGGAAAAUAACAAUAUUAAAAUUACACCUGUUGUAUCUCUUUCUGAAAUUCCAGACAAUCAAGCGACACUGCAAAAUAGUGAUUUAUGCGAAAAACCUAAGUCUUCUCAAAAGGAAGAGAUUUCUCUUUCAACAAUUUCACCAAUUUCAACAACACACACAAAAAAGAAUUCUGAUAUAAUUGUUAAUUCCAGUAAGAAAAAUAUUCCUGUGAAAGAAGCAGUUGAAGUUUUUGGUAUUUCAAAUGAAAAUCUGACAGCAAUUUGUAAAGCAGUUGAAAAGGGGGAAUCCCUUACACUAAGUGGGAGCAAAGUAAAAAGAAUUGAACUUUGUCCCAGUGUGAAUGAGAAUGUUUUUAACAUGAACAACAUUGUCAGAAAUGAAAAACUUCUCAUAAAUAAAAUUACUGAAAAAAAUGGCAGCAAACCCCACAGAAGAAGGCCUAGAAAGCGCCGGCAUGGCCCAAGUUUUGCUUGUGCUCCUUUCAUUCAAGCAAUGAGCUCACAUUCUGAAGGUGAUGCUUCUUCAUUGAAUUCCACACCUAAAACAUAUGUACCACAACACUCAAACAGUGUUUAUUCUUCUCGAAAUAAUUCUGACAAGCAUAUCCAUUUUGACUCAGAAGAUGAGGCUGAAGAAACUGCUAGCAACAUCACCUCAGCUUGUGAUGAAUUGGAACCAAGCCAUUCUACACCAAUACCUGUCGACUCUUUGCAAAAAGACAAUCAUAAAAUUCAGUUACCCAAUGUGGAAAACUCAUUAGUUUCUGAAACCUCUGAACCUCAAUCAAAUGUGGACAAUUGGUCGACAUUUUCUGUUCGAAAUGCCCUGCGAAAGAACCCUGGCGUAUACCAACGAGGAGUUGGUCUUGUUAAAUCAUUUGAAAUGUCAUCCUCAACUGCCAUUAUUCAACAAGAUAAACAAUUACAAAAUAAGAAUCAAGCCCAACUCAGCUCAUCUGUUUCGAAACCUAACUAUGAUGGUUUCCCUCCAUUAACUGGAAUCCCACGUGUAGAUGACAGAAUUGCUUUUAAGAGACUGGAAAUUGGCCUUGAUUAUAGUCCUGUCAUAUCUGAUUAUAGAGAAGCAACAGUAUUGGCGUUUGAAGAUGAAACCAAAAUGAUAACUCUCAAGUUUCACACUUCUCGUGAAUUGAAAAGAACUGAUGGGAAGUUUGAAUUGUGUUUUGAAGUUGAAGAGGUGAAAAAUACUGAAAAUGAACCUGAUAAUGACAUGGAAACUGUUCUCUUCAGUACUCUUAUGGAUGUAAAGCUACUGUCCAAGUCAUAACUUGAAGAUUAUUAUAUUUUAUUAUUAUUAUUAUCAUUAUUAUUAUUAUUAUUAUUAAUUUUGAUGAUUUAUUUUUAUAUAGCAAUAUUUGUACAUAAUUGUAAAAAGUUUGUAUAAUAUUAAAUUCUAUACUAAAU
Molecule: messenger RNA, 2480 nt
Organism: Octopus sinensis (East Asian common octopus)
Lineage: Eukaryota; Metazoa; Mollusca; Cephalopoda; Octopoda; Octopodidae
Product: chromatin-remodeling ATPase INO80
Exons: 8
Coding region: 25-2343 (772 amino acids)
Biological process (GO): spliceosomal snRNP assembly
Cellular component (GO): Cajal body
Molecular function (GO): U1 snRNA binding; U2 snRNA binding
Source: RefSeq, a predicted model, not a curated record